GGUUGAGAAAAUCCUAUAGAGCUAAUCUGCACCCCCUAAAAGGUGCAAGUGCAUAAAACUAUUUAUGCUUAACACGUUAUCUCAGCCUAUAUGCACAUCUAUAUGCGAUAAUCAUUUUACUUCCGUAGGCUGAAUGUGUUGAGAUCCGAAACUCCGAUCUAGAUAUCUUGCAGUUGCAGGGCAGCAAAAUUAGUCGGAGCCAUGUAUGGAUUCGAAGCGCUGACAUUUAAUAUUCAUGGAGGGUAUCUGGAGGCUGUUGUACGUGGGUACCGUUCGGGCCUCUUAACAGCCGCGGAUUACAACAAUUUAUGCCAAUGCGAAACUCUCGAUGACAUCAAAAUGCAUCUCUCUGCUACAGACUAUGGCCCUAAUCUGCAGAACGAGCCUUCACCAUUGCAUACAUCAACAAUUGUUGAGAAGUGUACCCUUAAACUGGUGGACGAAUACAGACACGUGCUUUCUCAAGCGACUGAGCCAUUGUCAACUUUCCUUGAAUAUAUUACGUAUGGUCAUAUGAUUGACAAUGUGGUCCUUAUUGUUACUGGCACUCUCCAUGAAAGGGAUGUUCAUGAAUUGCUAGAAAAAUGCCAUCCUCUGGGCAUGUUUGACAGUAUUGCAACGCUUGCAGUUGCACAGAAUAUGCGAGAACUGUACAGACUGGUGCUUGUUGAUACGCCUUUGGCUCCAUACUUUUCAGAGUGUAUUACCUCCGAGGAUUUGGAUGACAUGAAUAUAGAAAUUAUGCGAAACACACUUUAUAAAGCAUAUCUGGAAGAUUUCUACAGGUUUUGCAAGAAAUUGGGAGGAGCUACUGAAGAAAUAAUGUGUAACUUAUUAGCAUUCGAAGCUGAUAGAAGGGCUGUCAACAUAACAAUAAAUAGUAUUGGGACAGAAUUGACUCGGGAUGAUCGACGGAAGCUUUAUUCCAACUUUGGGCUGCUUUACCCUUAUGGUCACGAAGAACUUGCUGCCUGUGAUGACAUUGACCAGGUGCGUGGGGCUAUGGAAAAGUAUCCACCAUAUCAAGCAAUUUUUUCCAAACUAUCAUAUGCAGAGACUCAAAUGCUUGACAAGGCUUUUUAUGAAGAGGAAGUUAAGAGACUUUGUCUGGCCUUUGAACAACAGUUCCAUUAUGGCGUCUUCUUUGCAUAUGUGAGAUUACGAGAGCAGGAGAUCCGGAACUUGAUGUGGAUUUCUGAAUGUGUUGCACAAAACCAGAAGUCCAGAGUUCAUGAUAGUAUCGUUUUUAUAUUCUAAUAAUUUCUUUCAGCCUUGAAGAUUGUUUAUGGUUGCUGGAAAUCAUGUCUGCAUGGUUUUCUUGUAUCUUAUUGCCAUAUAAAGUUAUCUAGGCCUUUCAAAUAAUCAUGCUCAUCAGAAGAGGAGCUGGAGCUUUUUCUGGUACCGCUGGGGUUAUUAUCUGUGUUGUGUAUCGGAAUACAUUAUUAUAGUAAAGACAGCUACUGUUCAUGCUGUAAAUUUUUUUUUGAACAUUUGAAGUAAAUGAUUUUUUUAGAAGUCCUGAGUUAAGAUGUCCAAAACUUGAUAUCAAUAGGUUAUGGAGAUGGGAAAGUUUUUCCAAGUGUUACACCGAGUUUCCUGCAUGGGGGGAGGGCAAAAACAUUUCCCAAAUUCUAGGGACAGCUGGGGGAUGACCAUUUUUUUCCAAAUUUUUGGGACAAACUAAAAGCAGUGGAAAUUUUAAAUUUUUUUAUAAUAUGCUAAAUUUGUCCCGACAA
Molecule: messenger RNA, 1736 nt
Organism: Cryptomeria japonica (Japanese cedar)
Lineage: Eukaryota; Viridiplantae; Streptophyta; Pinopsida; Cupressales; Cupressaceae
Product: V-type proton ATPase subunit d2
Exons: 10
Coding region: 202-1257 (351 amino acids)
Biological process (GO): vacuolar acidification; proton transmembrane transport; vacuolar transport
Cellular component (GO): proton-transporting V-type ATPase, V0 domain; vacuolar proton-transporting V-type ATPase complex
Molecular function (GO): proton-transporting ATPase activity, rotational mechanism
Source: RefSeq, a predicted model, not a curated record